Messenger RNA from Esox lucius (northern pike), 5425 nucleotides. It is a transcript of the gene abhd17ab, whose product is annotated as abhydrolase domain containing 17A, depalmitoylase b. Bases 944 to 1894 code for a protein of 316 amino acids. NCBI's taxonomy places the organism in Eukaryota, Metazoa, Chordata, Actinopteri, Esociformes, Esocidae. Gene Ontology annotation, molecular function: palmitoyl-(protein) hydrolase activity. Gene Ontology annotation, biological process: protein depalmitoylation. The transcript is spliced from 5 exons. Gene Ontology annotation, cellular component: plasma membrane; endosome membrane. The record is from RefSeq and is a predicted model, not a curated record.
UGGAGGGGGGGGGGGGACAGUAACACUGUACACAAUGGAUUAAUAGCUAAGUGACAGUAGCGAUUCAUUUACCCUUGCUUGGUUCGAUACAGUAGCAAGCUAAUCAUUUGAACCACUCAAAACCGAUCUCAUUAUCAAAACGGAUAUUCUGGACGCUUUGUUUUGCCCUCUGGAUAUAUAUUUCGAUGUCCAUAAUGGUCCUAUCUAAGGAAUCGUUUUUUUACAAGUCUCAAUGUAUAUAUAGCUGAACUAGCCACCAGUGCUAACUGGUUAAGAGUAUAUUUUUGUGAGUUAACUUUAAGUAGCUGGCUACUUGAACUUCUCCAAAAAAACGUAAUGAUACAAAAAUCCUGUAAAUGACGAUUUGGAUUCUGUAAGUGUGGUUAAAACAUUGUCUUUCUGUGUCGUCCUUUAAAGGAUUUAUGCGAAUGUUGACUUAUUUCGUUCCCCUUUAAAGGUAUUUUACAGGCACGAAUUAACUUAGAGUUAUUUUGUCUGUAACAAGGCAAGAAAGUUGAGUGAAGAGUCUAGCAAAUCGUCAGCUACAGCUCUGCGCAAUAAGGUGUAAACAGACUGCUUCAGCUAUCCAGAUCCUGACAGUUGAUUAGUCAUAACAUAUUAAAAUGUGCAAGUUGCCUUGACUUGCUGCCCGUAGAAGUUAAUACAUUCUUUUAGACCAGUAUCAAGUUGAGGCGCACUAAAAACCUAACAACAGCAACCAAUAUGGAUUCCACGAGGACAUCAGUAACACUGCAAGAAAGAAGUUAUCUUUCAGAAUAACAUUUUCAAAAUCAUGUUCAACUCUUCGUUUUAAUUCAGUUUUUUUUUUUGCUGACAGGACCACACGUUUUGUUUUUGUGUAGGUUUUAAAUUUUUAAAUUCUGGUGGAUUUUUUUCAUUUAUAUAUUUUUGGCAAAUAAUAUCUUAAAAAGCCCCACAGUGGAUGAUGAAUGGCCUAUCUGUCAGUGAGCUAUGCUGCCUUUUUUGCUGCCCUCCCUGUCCGAGCCAUAUUGCCGCAAAGCUUGCCUUCCUGCCUCCUGAGGCCACGUAUUCCCUACUGCCAGACCUUGAUGGCGCUACGGCCUCAGGCCCGGCAGGACUGAGAUCCAGGGGAGGGAUUCCCGGAGCGGCUGUAGGGGGCCCUGCAGAGGGAAAAUGGAAGCUCCACCUGACAGAGCGGGCUGAGUUCCAGUACGCCCAGAGAGAGCUGGACGCUACAGAGGUGUUUCUCACUCGCUCAAGCCGUGGCAACAAAGUGGGAUGCAUGUACAUCCGCUGUGCCCCCAAUGCCAGGUUCACAGUGCUGUUCUCCCACGGCAACGCGGUGGACCUGGGCCAGAUGAGCAGUUUCUUCAUUGGUCUGGGUACACGCAUCGACUGCAACAUCUUCUCCUACGACUACUCCGGCUAUGGUGUGAGUACGGGCAAGCCCUCCGAGAAGAACCUCUACGCCGACAUUGACGCCGCCUGGCAGGCCCUGCGGUCACGCUAUGGCAUCAGCCCUGAGAACAUCAUCCUGUACGGGCAGAGCAUUGGUACUGUGCCCACGGUGGACCUGGCAUCCCGAUAUGAGUGUGCUGCUGUGGUGCUCCACUCCCCCCUCACCUCUGGCAUGAGGGUGGCCUUUCCCGACACCAAGAAGACCUACUGCUUUGACGCUUUCCCUAACAUUGAGAAGGUAUCUAAGAUCACAUCGCCAGUGCUGGUUAUCCACGGGACGGAGGACGAGGUGAUCGACUUCUCCCACGGCCUGGCUCUGUUCGAGCGCUGUCCCAAGGCCGUGGAGCCACUCUGGGUGGAGGGGGCGGGACACAAUGACAUCGAACUGUACAGCCAGUACCUGGAGCGCCUGCGUCACUUUAUAGGCCAGGAACUGCCAGCCCAGCAUGCCUAGGUCCACCACACCGCCCCCUGGGUCUGGGGGAAUGGAUGGCUCUUAACGGGGCCGUGGGGUGAAGCCUGAGCAAUAAUUUAGUUUUGGGGAAAUUUUGGAUGCUUUCAGCCAUGUCUUUUGGUUGUUUUCCUCAUUCUCUAUCUCUACCAGCUGUCACUAGUCCUGGUCAGAGCAGCUCAGAGCUGUAGUGAACUCACCACCUGGCCAGUGGGCAGUGAAACCCAGCAUAGAGGCCCGUCUGCCUUCUGUCUGUCUGCUCCUCUAUUAACCCAGGCUAACCAUCUCACUGAUAUGUCGGCGGUUUCUGGUGUGUACUGUCUAACCUAUUCUGACAAGUUUAUACCUUAUUCAAUUUAGGAGAAUGUCAGUUUAUGUAGGAACCUCAUCUGUAUUUUUUUUGUAAAGCCCUUGUCUUUGAAUGGUUCAGGCACUUUUUGGUCUUAAUUUAGGGAUAGCCCUAAGUAUGAAUUUUUGUUGUUAAGACUAGGCUUAGGUUUAUUGAGAUUUUAGAAAAUCAUAGAAAGACAAUGACAAAUUAAAGACUUGGGGUGUAUUCAUUCUGACAAACAAAACAUUGUGAAACAGAGAAGAUUUUAAUCCAAUCACUUUUCUAAUGCUGUUGAGUUCCGUUUGUAGUUGCAAGUUGUAGUUUACUCAUAUCUCUAUUCAUUAAACUAAAUAAGUAGGUGGAAGAGUCCUUGCAGACUUUAUUUCAGAUGAAAAAGCUGGGAAUUUAGUGAUACAGGUGUUGUGAUAAAUGCUUCGUUCAAUUCUCAGACUGCAAAGAACAUAUUUAGAAAGUGAAUUGAAUUACAACUUCUGUUGGAACAAGUCUUUAUGCCAAGUUUGGACCAGUGUUUAGAGAAAAGGUCUUCUCUCUUGUAACAGACUAAACACGAAUACAUUAAUACAACCCAAUAUCACAACACUGUGAGCUUUUGCAGUAAAAAGACAGAAGAGUAUAACUGCAUCCAGUUUGAAAGUUGUUUUGGUGCUAAUGUGUGUUAAUAUUUUCUGUUUCUAUAUUUCUGUUUCCCAUUCACGAAUAACUUUCAUGUGAAUAAUCCAUGCCUGUAAAGAAUUGGUUUUGUAGAAAUAUUAGCUUAAAGAUCAAAAUAAUGUUUUCACUUGUUAAGAAAUUAGGUGUAAUCGGUGAUGUAUUACACAAUUGGAUUACGUAGUUCACAACAAACGGGCAGAAAUUAUACAAAGUCCAUAUUUAAGUUUUUAUAUUAAUUCAGCGUGCAUUUAUUUGAAUACAAAAAGUGUAUAUUAUUUUAAAAGCUGCUGAAAUUUUUGCUUUGGUUGAAGUUCAAGAUUGAACCCAAAUGGUUAAAAAACAAACGUAUUAAAUUGCUAACAUCCUUCUACAGCAUCUUUAACUCAGCAACUCGUCUGUUUAACCCCCUGUUAUGCUGCAGUAAUGCAAUGGAUAUUGUGAACGUGUGUGUGAGUCUAGAAAAUAAAGAGGAGGCAUACAGGGGUGCAAACAUGUCACUUUUCGGCGAAACUCGCCGUUUUUACUUCAAAAUAGGUCAACCACAUGAAUUGUGUAGAUCUGCAAAAAAAAUCGGGGGGGGGGGUUGUUCUACAUCUGAGAAUAAAUAUAUUUUCUGUUUCGUGAAUCCACUUCACCCUGUGGAGAUCUUUUUUCUCUGUCUGUCCACCCUGUGUAAUCAUAUAAUGCGCGAGCUAGAAUAAUCAUCCUGUCUGCUUUUUCUGCUUAACUGCGCUGUUGCUGGACAGACCGUCCCGUGCCACAAACUCUAAAUAACGUUUAGCUGCUUCAGGCGGCUAGCAACACUCCCAAGCAGCGAUGAACACUCCCAGUAAGCAACCUGUUUUUGGAGUAAUUAUGCGGGUGGUAAGGUUACCUUGUCAACUUAGGUUUGUUGUAGCUUCCUGAGGUAGAUAGCUAAGUUGGCUAUGGCGCUUCUCCAUUGACCAGCACGGUACAGGACGGCAAGAAAUGUGUCUGACCCGUGCAGUGUUGCCUGAACGGCAAGGUAUUGGAGAAGGGCCAAUCAAAAUGCAGACAUCCCAAAUCUCCCGGAAUUUCCGAGAAGUCUCCUGCAUUUUAAAUGCGUCUCCCUGACGCCCGCAAAUCAUAUACAAUCUCCCGGAAAUCGAUUUUAGUGCAGAAUCCCGAAUCGCAGAGUGCAUACUUGAAGAAGGAAUUACUGUUUUGAGUAUAGGAGGGUAUAAUUCCAUCCAGUGUUUGUGACCGAAUGGGACGUAAUACCUCGUCUUAUACUGCACUGAACUUGAUUCACCUCUUUCUGGAUUUCUGUCUGAAAUGGUGGUUACACGGCUAGUUCAGCAUUGUUAGGGAGUACUUUUAUUAAUUUGACUUUAAUUACUUCUUAUUUUCUGUUAGUGUCAUUUGCUAGGCUGUUGCCGGUAAUGGCCAUUCAGUCAUUAAAUUAGGUCAGGUCAGUUGAGACCCCUUUUUUGGCUGAAUGGAGUAUGAACUGAACUUGCUGCUAAAUAUCAAGAUGAAAUGGAUAGAAAAAGGGUCACCAUCCUUUGUGUACAUACAUUCUGCGUAGCAGAAGGAGUUUGAGGCAACUUUCAGUAGUUGUACACAUUUCUGUAUUAUUAGUUUGCACUAUCCAUUGGAGUGGAUCCAAGUAUACAUAUUUUAAACACAGAUGUCAGUAAGACUUCCUUUGAGGGCAUAGCGUCUGCAGGUUUCUGCUCAUAUCUUGUACUUGACUGAUUAAUAAGGUCACCAAUUAGUUAGGAUCAUCCCUCACCUGGUCACCAAUUGAAAGGAAAAACCAACAACCAGCCUACCCUAAGGCCCUCCAUGGAAUUGGCAUGACACCUGUGAUAUGCAGUAUUGCUGCUGGCCUGUUCCUUUUCACUCACUUCUCCUGUUGCCACAUUAUUUUGGACAGAUUUAGAAUUUCAUUAAUGUCUAUGUGUUAAAGUUCACUUGACUAAAUGCCCAACCUCUCUUGCAUGUGACCUACCACCAAUCCAAUGUCCUCUGUCUGGGUCUUUGAGGAGUCAGGUUAACUUAUACGUAGCAACCAAAGUUUAACAGGAAAUGUUCUGUCUUGAACAAAACUUCCCUGUAUCUUCACCAGAACCAAAGCUUGGGCAUCAUUUCUUCCAAUAACAGUUGAGUGGGGAAUAAAGCAAUACAACAGUUCUCUUUCUCUGUUGUGAAAGUGUGGGAGGUGGCAGACUGCUUAUUGUGAGGGGAGCUCUAGACACUCAUUCACAGCUGUUGUUAAAAGAAAAAAGUUGUAGAAAUGUAUUUUUAUUAAAGUGUUCUCUGUGUACUUUUGUACUACAUUGUUUUCAGAUCUCUGUAUGGAUUACAUUUUUGGUGAAUGUUGGGAUCCAAGGGGAAAAUGGGGUUGUGUUGUUAUUGAAUACAGUUACACAAAGUGUAUUAUUAACAACUUUGUUUUAAAAACAUUUAUCUUCCAAUAAGUAAAACAAAUAUAUAAUUGAAAAUAAAAUAAUGAAUUGAUAAAAUAAAUCAAUUAGUCAUUCUUGUUAUGUUUCCCCCACUGAUUU